AUGCCGCAGGUCAACGGCCAGCCCGGAGGGGGGUCGGAGCCAGCGGCGGCAGUGGUGGCAGCUGGAGACAAGUGGAAGCCUCCGCAGGGCCCUGAUGCCAUCAAGCUGGAGAAUGGGCAGAGCACAGCCUCGAAGCUGGGGCUGCCCCCCCUGACGCCCGAGCAGCAGGAGGCCCUCCAGAAGGCCAAGAAGUACGCCAUGGAGCAGAGCAUCAAGAGUGUGCUGGUCAAGCAGACCAUCGCCCACCAGCAGCAGCAGCUCACCAACCUACAGAUGGCAGCAGUGACAAUGGGCUUUGGAGAUCCUCUCUCGCCUUUGCAAUCGAUGGCGGCGCAGCGACAGCGGGCCCUGGCCAUCAUGUGCCGCGUCUACGUGGGCUCCAUCUACUACGAACUGGGAGAGGACACCAUCCGCCAGGCCUUUGCGCCCUUUGGCCCCAUCAAGAGCAUCGACAUGUCCUGGGACUCGGUCACCAUGAAGCACAAGGGCUUUGCUUUUGUGGAGUACGAGGUCCCUGAAGCUGCGCAGCUGGCCCUCGAACAGAUGAACUCAGUCAUGCUGGGCGGCAGGAACAUCAAGGUGGGCAGGCCCAGCAACAUCGGGCAGGCCCAGCCCAUCAUCGACCAGCUGGCUGAGGAGGCGCGGGCCUUCAACCGCAUCUAUGUGGCCUCUGUGCACCAGGACCUCUCGGAUGACGACAUUAAGAGCGUGUUCGAGGCCUUUGGCAAGAUCAAGUCGUGCACACUGGCCCGGGACCCCACCACCGGCAAGCACAAGGGCUAUGGCUUCAUCGAGUACGAGAAGGCCCAGUCCUCCCAGGACGCUGUCUCAUCUAUGAACCUCUUUGACCUGGGGGGCCAGUACUUGCGGGUGGGCAAGGCUGUCACCCCCCCCAUGCCCCUGCUCACGCCAGCCACACCAGGAGGCCUCCCACCUGCUGCUGCUGUGGCAGCCGCAGCGGCCACAGCCAAGAUAACUGCACAGGAAGCAGUGGCUGGAGCGGCGGUGCUGGGCACCCUGGCCACACCGGGAUUAGUGUCACCUGCUCUGACUUUGGCCCAGCCCCUGGGUGCUCUGCCUCAGGCUGUCAUGGCUGCCCAGGCCCCUGGCGUCAUCACAGGUGUGACCCCAGCCCGCCCCCCCAUCCCGGUCACCAUCCCCUCUGUGGGGGUAGUGAACCCCAUCCUGGCCAGUCCCCCUGCGCUGGGUCUCCUGGAACCCAAGAAGGAAAAGGAGGAGGACGAGCUCUUCCCCGAGUCCGAGCGGCCCGAGAUGCUGAGCGAGCAGGAGCACAUGAGCAUCUCCGGCAGCAGUGCCCGCCACAUGGUCAUGCAGAAGCUGCUCCGCAAGCAGGAGUCCACAGUGAUGGUCCUUCGCAACAUGGUGGACCCCAAGGACAUUGACGACGACCUGGAGGGGGAGGUCACGGAAGAGUGCGGCAAGUUCGGGGCCGUCAACCGCGUCAUCAUCUACCAAGAGAAGCAGGGCGAGGAGGAGGACGCGGAGAUCAUUGUGAAGAUCUUCGUGGAGUUUUCCAUGGCUGCCGAGACCCACAAGGCCAUCCAGGCCCUCAACGGGCGCUGGUUCGCUGGCCGCAAGGUGGUGGCUGAAGUGUACGACCAAGAGCGUUUUGACAACAGUGACCUCUCGGCGUGACCUCAGCCCCUCCUGGACUUGUGCCCCUGUCUGUCUCCUCUGCGUUUUCUAGAAUACUCUGCCGUGGGCCAAGCUCCCUGUGCCCCACCUGCCUGGGCCCCGGGCAGAUAAAAGUGCAGCUGCUGCUGGUCUGCCUUGUGUGUCUGA
Messenger RNA from Echinops telfairi (small Madagascar hedgehog), 1803 nucleotides. RefSeq names its product poly(U) binding splicing factor 60 (gene PUF60). NCBI's taxonomy places the organism in Eukaryota, Metazoa, Chordata, Mammalia, Afrosoricida, Tenrecidae. Gene Ontology annotation, molecular function: RNA binding. The transcript has 12 exons. Gene Ontology annotation, cellular component: precatalytic spliceosome; catalytic step 2 spliceosome. Gene Ontology annotation, biological process: alternative mRNA splicing, via spliceosome; mRNA splice site recognition; regulation of alternative mRNA splicing, via spliceosome. The coding region runs from base 1 to 1656 and encodes 551 amino acids. The record is from RefSeq and is a predicted model, not a curated record.